Molecule: messenger RNA, 1413 nt
Organism: Solanum stenotomum
Lineage: Eukaryota; Viridiplantae; Streptophyta; Magnoliopsida; Solanales; Solanaceae
Product: transcription factor ILR3-like
Exons: 5
Coding region: 408-1142 (244 amino acids)
Biological process (GO): regulation of DNA-templated transcription; intracellular iron ion homeostasis
Molecular function (GO): protein dimerization activity; DNA-binding transcription factor activity
Source: RefSeq, a predicted model, not a curated record
AGUUACAGUAGUUGUUCCACUCUAGUUGCAGUUUCCUCCUCAGCAACAAAUAGUAUAAUACCAAUGAAAACGAUGAUUGAUGAAUGAUAGCUACUUGUUCAGUGAAAAACAGCACAAAUCAUGCUGCUCUUCCUUGUCCAUCCAAAACAGCGUUUACUUUUUGAGUUAAAAAAUGCAGUAAUGACGAAAUCCAACUUUGUUAAUUCUUCCAUUGAUGCUGCCGUCAAUUCUCCUCCAUCCAUAUCCACAAAAAUAAACUUUGUUUUUUAUAUAUAUAUGAUGUUGCUAUUUCAACUGCUACUAUUGUAUUGCGCUAUUUGCUAGUGUAGUAGAUGAUUGUUUAUACUUGUGGUUUUGUAGUGUGCAGAGCAAAAGGGAAGGGAGAAAUUGAAAAAGGGAAUUAGGUCAUGGAGGUUGAUUCUAGUGGGAAUCCUAAUUGGUUAUUUGAUUAUGAGUUGAUGACGGAUAUUACUUCUGCUGCAUCUGUUACCGUCGCUGAUUUUCAGUCUCCGGCUACUAUUGAUUUCAGCUGGCCUGCUCAAACAAUCUAUGCUUCCUCUAAUCUCAUUGCUGAAACAGAUUACACAUUUGCGGAUUCAGAAGUCAGUAAGGAGGCAAGCUCACGAAAGAGGUUAAAAAGUGAAUGGUGCAGCUCUCCGAGAUCUAAGGCAUGCCGAGAGAAAUUGCGGAGGGACAGACUGAAUGAGAGGUUCCUCGAAUUGAGCUCUGUCCUUGAUCCUGGAAGGCCACCAAAAACUGAGAAAGUUGCAAUUCUGAGUGAUGCUCAAAGGAUGCUGAUUGAGCUGCGAACUGAAACCCAGAAGCUGAAGGAGUCAAAUAAGGAGCUGCAAGAGAAGAUAAAAGAACUUAAGGCAGAGAAGAAUGAGCUCCGUGAUGAAAAGCAAAGGCUAAAGGAAGAAAAGGAGAAUUUGGAGCAGCAGGUUAAAAGCUUAGCCUCUAAACCAGGGUUUCUCUCCCAUCCUUCUGCCAUGGGAGCUUCAUUUACUGCACAAGGACAAGUCGCUGCAGGCAACAAAUUGAUGCCUUUCAUUGGUUAUCCCAGUGUUGCAAUGUGGCAAUUCAUGCAACCUGCUGUUGUUGACACAUCUCAAGAUCAUGUGCUCCGUCCUCCAGUUGCUUAAACUGAAUUUGCCAGGUGACUUGCUACUGGAGCUUUGUUCUUUUUGUUGCUCCUGUGAGUGCUAAAGGUGACAAACAACUGAGACAAUUUGCUGGUUGUAUCUAUAUGUCUAGCUUUUAUGUAUGAAUCAGUCUUGAUGGUUUGCUAAAUCAUGUAUAUGACGGGUAUAUACUCACCCGAAAAACAGUUACGUAUUAUGAUUCCCUAGAUGGGAUUCCUUCUGAAAUAAUUAAACUUGGUUGUAUGCACAUUAUACACUGUUUUAGCUAAGC